AGACCGGCUGCCGCCGACGCCGACGGCAUGGCCAUAGGCGCCUUCGUGGAAGGCCCCGCCGGCGCCGGCUACAGCGGCCGGGUCACGUCCUUCGUGGUGCUCUCCUGCAUCGUGGCCGGCAGCGGCGGCAUCCUCUUCGGCUAUGACCUCGGAAUCUCAGGUGGGGUUACCUCCAUGGAGUCCUUCCUCAGCAAGUUCUUCCCGGACGUGUAUCACCAGAUGAAAGGGGACAAGAACGUCAGCAACUACUGCCGCUUCGACAGCGAGCUCCUCACCGUCUUCACUUCCUCCCUCUACGUCGCCGGCCUCGUCGCAACGCUCUUCGCCUCCUCCGUCACAAGGAGGUUCGGCCGCCGCGCCUCCAUUCUCAUCGGCGGCACUGUCUUCGUCGUCGGCUCCGUCUUCGGCGGGGCAGCCGUCAACGUCUACAUGCUCCUCCUCAACAGGAUCCUGCUCGGCAUAGGACUAGGCUUCACCAACCAGUCUAUUCCACUGUACCUAUCAGAAAUGGCGCCACCCCAGUACCGUGGGGCCAUCAACAAUGGCUUUGAGCUCUGCAUAAGCAUCGGCAUCCUCAUCGCAAACCUCAUCAACUUUGGAGUCGAGAAAAUUGCAGAUGGAUGGGGCUGGAGAAUCUCUCUCUCCCUGGCAGCUGUGCCAGCUGCAUUCCUAACACUGGGCGCAGUAUUCCUGCCUGAGACACCCAGCUUCAUAAUCCAACGUGAUGGCAACAUUGAUGAGGCAAAGAUCCUGCUCCAGAGGCUACGUGGCACAACUAGAAUCCAGAAAGAGCUUGACGAUUUGGUCUCUGCUAGCAACGUCUCGAGGACAAUACAGCAUCCACUCCGGAACAUAUUCAAGAGGAAGUACAGGCCACAGCUUGUCAUAGCACUCUUGGUCCCAUUCUUCAACCAGGUCACAGGAAUCAACGUCAUCAACUUCUAUGCGCCAGUCAUGUUCCGGACCAUCGGGCUCAAGGAGAGUGCAUCCCUCAUGUCAGCGGUUGUCACACGCAUCUGUGCAACAGUUGCUAACAUUGUAGCGAUGGUUGUCGUUGACAGGUUUGGGCGUCGGAAGCUCUUCCUAGUAGGUGGCAUUCAGAUGAUCUUGUCACAGAUCAUGGUAGGGGCAGUCCUAGCUGCAAAGUUCAAGGACCAUGGAGGAAUGGAAAAGGAGUAUGCAUACCUAGUCUUGAUCAUCAUGUGCGUGUUCGUUGCAGGCUUUGCAUGGUCUUGGGGACCUCUGACCUACUUGGUCCCGACCGAGAUUUGCCCACUGGAGAUCAGGUCAGCCGGGCAGAGCAUUGUCAUUGCUGUGAUCUUCUUGGUGACAUUUGUGAUUGGCCAGACCUUCCUUGCAAUGUUAUGCCAUCUCAAGUUUGGAACAUUCUUCCUCUUUGGUGGAUGGGUGUGUGUGAUGACACUCUUCAUAUACUUCUUCUUGCCAGAGACGAAGCAACUGCCAAUGGAGCAAAUGGAGCAGGUCUGGAGGAGGCACUGGUUUUGGAAAAGGAUUGUAGGGGAGGAAGAGGAAGAGGAAGAGAGAGAGGCAAGAAGCAUAGCUUUGUCCACCACAUAGUGAUUUUCUUUAUUUAUUUGGUGAAACCUGCAGAAAUGGUACACCAUUUUGAUUAGUAGUAAAUAUGCAUGCAUCAAGCAGGUAUAUUGUAUAGCUGCACAAAUUUUAUCCUAACUAGUAACUGCAUUAGUCUCCUAA
Panicum hallii is the source of this 1716-nucleotide messenger RNA. RefSeq names its product hexose carrier protein HEX6-like. The record is from RefSeq and is a predicted model, not a curated record. Gene Ontology annotation, cellular component: membrane. NCBI's taxonomy places the organism in Eukaryota, Viridiplantae, Streptophyta, Magnoliopsida, Poales, Poaceae. Gene Ontology annotation, molecular function: monosaccharide transmembrane transporter activity. The transcript is spliced from 3 exons. Gene Ontology annotation, biological process: monosaccharide transmembrane transport. Bases 28 to 1578 code for a protein of 516 amino acids.